This is a messenger RNA of Ilyonectria robusta, 2691 nucleotides long. RefSeq lists its product as uncharacterized. NCBI's taxonomy places the organism in Eukaryota, Fungi, Ascomycota, Sordariomycetes, Hypocreales, Nectriaceae. The transcript is spliced from 2 exons. The record is from RefSeq and is a predicted model, not a curated record. Bases 1 to 2691 code for a protein of 896 amino acids.
AUGCGUCUCAACCACUUUGCCCUCAACAUCCUUCUCGGUUUGACCUCAGUCAGUGCCGCUGCCGACCCUCGUGCCAACGAAGACGGCAUCGAGAAGAGAGGUGAUCAGCCCGGUGGGCACCUUUUCACUCGCACCAACUGCCCUACCGGUGCUUCUCGCCCCAGGUAUGGCAGUGGUCCUUGCACCUGCGAUAACAAGAACGAGGAGAUCGUCCCCGUCCUUAACGCUUGCAAGCCGCUAUGCACUGGCGGAACUAAACGCAACGACAAAGGCAAAUGUGUUUGCGAUGAUGACGAAGACUUGGUCAGCGGUGUCUGCAAGCCUAAGUGUCCUACUGGUGCGUCGCGCUCUGGUUAUGGUAACGGAGCUUGCACCUGCGACACCAGGGGCGAGGAGAUCGUUUUCGUCCUCAACGCUUGCAAGCCGCAAUGUACUGGUGGAACCAAGCGCAACAAGCAAGGCUAUUGCGUAUGCGAUGACGACGAGGACUUGGUCAGCGGCGUCUGCAAGCCGAAAUGCACCGGUGGAACUAAACGCAACGGCCAAGGAAAAUGUGUCUGCGACGACGACGAGGACUUGGUCAGCGGCGUCUGCAAGCCCAAGUGCCCUACCGGUGCUUCUCGCCCCAGGUAUGGCAGUGGACCUUGUGCCUGCGACAACAAGAACGAGGAGAUUGUCCCCGUCCUCAACGCCUGCAAGCCCAAGUGUUCCGGUGGCUCUGAGCGCGCCGGUGACGGAUCGUGCGUCUGCCCUACCGACGAGGAGUUUGUUGACAAGGUCUGCAAGCCUAAGUGCACUGGCGGCUCUGAACGAGAGAAAUAUGGCAAGAAGGAGUGCAAAUGUCCUACCACACCGGUAGAGCAAGAAUUCGUCGACGGUAUCUGCAAGCCCGUUUGCACUGGUGGCUCUACACGCGAAACGACCGGAGAGAAGAAGUGCAAGUGUCCAACUGAGCCUGUCGAAGAGGAAUUCGUUGAUGGCAUCUGCAAGCCCGUAUGCACUGGUGGCUCUACUCGCGAAACUACCGGAGAGAAGAAGUGCAAGUGUCCGACUGAGCCUGUUGAAGAGGAAUUCGUUGACGGCAUCUGCAAGCCUAUCUGCCUCGGAGGCUCUACACGUGAGGAAGGUGGUGACAGAGCAUGCAAGUGUCCCACUGACCCCGUUGAGGAGGAAUUCGUCGAUGGUAUUUGCAAGCCGGUAUGCCUCGGAGGCUCUACACGUCAAGAAGGUGGUGAGAGGAAGUGCAAGUGCCCAACUGAGCCUGUCGAGGAAGAGUUUGUCGACGGUAUUUGCAAGCCGGUAUGCCUUGGAGGCUCUACACGCGAAGACAGCGGCGACGGAGCAUGCAAGUGCCCGACCACGCCCGUUGAGGAGGAAUUCGUCGAUGGUAUUUGCAAGCCUGUAUGCCUCGGAGGGUCAACACGUGAGGAAGGUGGUGACAGAGCAUGCAAGUGCCCAACUGAGCCUGUUGAAGAGGAGUUCGUUGACGGCAUCUGCAAGCCUGUGUGCCUCGGAGGUUCCAAGCGCGAAGAAACUGGCGAUAAAGAGUGUAAGUGCCCAACUGAGCCGGUUGAGGAGGAAUUUGUCGACGGCAUUUGCAAGCCUGUAUGUCUAGGAGGUUCCGACCGCGAACCGGCCGGUGACAGAGAGUGCAAAUGCCCGACCACACCUGUUGAGGAGGAAUUUGUCGAUGGCAUUUGUAAGCCCGUAUGCCUCGGAGGCUCUACACGGGAAGAAGGCGGCGACAGAGCGUGCAAAUGCCCUACUACGCCUGUGGAAGAGGAGUUCGUCGAUGGUGUCUGCAAGCCCAAGUGCACCGGCGGCUCUGAGCGAGAACCGACUGGCGACAGGAAGUGUGUCUGCCCCUCUGAGUACGAUGAGUUAGUGGACGGCGUCUGCAAGCCCAAGUGCACUGGAGGCUCUGAGCGAGAAACGACCGGCGAGAAGAAGUGUGUCUGUCCCCCGACCAAGGAGUUUGUCAACAAGGUCUGCGUCCUGAAGUGCGGCACCGAUGCUGUCCGCGGCCGCGACAAGAAAUGCAAAUGCACCAAGAAGGGCCAGGUUCUGAACCCCGAGAACAACAACUGUGCCUGCCCCGUUGGCCAGGAACUUAUCAACAACUGCUGCAAGGUCAACUGUGGCAAGGUCGCUGUCUUCAACCCCCGAGCCAACAAGUGCGAGUGCCCCAAGAAGGGACAGAAGUUCAACGAGGAGACCAAGACCUGUGCUUGCCCCGACGGACAGGAGAUCAUCAAUAACUGCUGUGCCGUUAACUGCGGCAAGGACGCGACAUACAACUCAAAGGAGAAGAAGUGUGUGUGCAAGAAGGCUGGUAUGGAGUAUACCGAGGCUACCAAGACUUGUGCUUGCCCCUCAGGACAGGUGUGGACUUCGCAAGGCUGCAAGCUUGACUGCGGCUCCCAGGCCUACCCGGAUUCCAGCGGCAAGAAGUGUGUGUGCAAGAAGAGCGGAAUGGAGUACACUGAGGCUGGCAAGACCUGCGCUUGCCCAUCAGGUCAGCUGUGGACGUCUCAAGGCUGCCAGGUUGACUGUGGAAAGGAGGCUUCCUGGAGCAACUAUGACAACGCGUGCGUGUGCAAGAAGAGCGGCAUGGUGUACUCCAACAAGCAGUGCGCUUGCAAAACUCCAAGAAGGCUUUCCUGGAGUGGGUGUGCUCGUUCGCGAGAGUAA